AUGGAUUGUCCAGCGAAAAUUAUCCUUCGAGAUAUUAUUUCCUUUCCAGAUUACAAGAUAGACAAGUUAACUGAAUGGAAGAAGAAAAACUGCGCCAAAAAGUUGAAAAAUGACUGGGCAGCUAAUAAAUCCCAAGUGAAGACCAACAGAAAAAUUUGGAUAAAAAUAUUAGAUUGUCACGCAGACCAUUUGCAAGGAGAGCGCGGUGGUAUCAGUCAACAAGUCGAUUCAAGAAUAACAACGAAAAUUCACGCACUCGUUGGUCAAGGAGUAAGGCAAGUAAAAGAGAUGGAAAGACACAUAAAGAUAUAUGUUCAAAAUGAGUUGUUUUGUGAUAAAAUGCUUCCUUCACCAACAAACAGAAGAUUUUUUCCCACACGACGUGACAUCACAAACCACAUGUACAUAAGCACAACAAAGUUACGUUUAUCAAAAAUCGAUCAAGAAAACUUAGCAUUGAAAAUAGAACAAUGGAAAAAGCAAGCACCUACCGACAACUUCUUUUUUAGAGGUUAUGGUGAAAUACUUGAAAACACACAGCAAAAUCAUAACAAAGACAAUAAAGAAGAAGUAAAAGCAUCCAAUUUAUCAACAACAUCUAGCAGACUAUUAUUCGUCCAUCAAACCUCGAAUCAAAGAAGACUCUACGAAAUGUACGGAGAUCGUGUCUGUCUUCUUGAUGCUACGUAUAAGACCACAAAGUACUCGUUGCCUCUUUUCUUCAUCGCUGUCAAGACAAACGUAGAUUACCAAGUGGUUGGCUCAUUUGUAGUUCAAGAUGAAACUACAAAAUCUAUAACAGAAGCGCUGAUGAUGUUUAAAAAUUGGAAUAAAUCUGUCGAACCAAAGAUAUUCAUGGUUGACAAUUGUGAGGAGGAGAUCAUUUCAGCUGAGCAAACUUUUUCAGGUGUUAUCGUGUUGCUGUGUGACUUCCAUCGUGAGCAAGCAUGGGACAGAUGGCUAUCCGCAACUGCUAACGGUCUGAGAUCACAGAAAUCAGAUGCACUGACAUUGCUGAGAAAUAUCGCUAGCUCAGAAUCCGAACAAAUGUACAAACAUCAUGUCGAAUUGUUAAAAGAAAGCAGUAUCUGGCUUGCUGAGAACAGUAACAAAUUCCGAAGAUGGAUUUCCACUACUUGGUUGCCUUGUCACAAACGUUGGGUUUAUGCAUUUCGGAAAAACUUGUUGGAAGUGGUUGUCAAUACAAACAACGGCGUAGAGAGACAAAACAAAGACCUAAAGCAUGAAUUUUUGAAUCAGUACAAAGACAAUUCAUUAAGUGGGAUGGUAACGGUUUUGGUUGAACAGUUCUUUCCCGAGAAAUACAGGAGAUAUGUUGAAAAAAACACACGCUUCAACAGUAAAUACAGAAAAUAUAACACCCUGCUACCGAAAUGGAUUCACGACAGGCCGCCUAAAUUUGUCAAGCAUUGCGUUGAGAAACUUGAUUUAUGCAAAAGCAUAAAAACUGAGUGGCUGCAGAAAAUUAAGAAUCUAUAUUCUGUAAAAAGUUCAGAGAAGGGAGAGGUGUAUAUAGUAUCGUUUGGAAGUGAAGAUGAAUGGCCAAGUUGCGGAUGUUUUGAGUGGAAAAAAAAGUUCUUGCCAUGUAAACAUAUGUUUGCCGUGAUGAGUGUAUAUGGAAAAGGCUGGAAUGACUUCCCCGAACAGUACAAGUCAUCGCCAUACUUCAAUACAGAUUCUGCUUUGUAUGUGGGUGCAGUGGAAGAAGAACAACGUCACCCUAGUGGUGAAACGCUAACAUGUGAGGAUAUGGAAUUCCACAAAAUUGAAAAGCGCGUGUACCCUAAGAAAAGCAAAGCAGCCUCAUGUCGCGAGUUAUUGUCACAAAUAAGAUCUUUGACAUUCUUAGUUAAUGAUUUUGAUGCACUGGAAGACUUAGAGAUUUCUCUGAAAGAUCUCGUGCUAGGGAUGAAAGAUGAAGCUCCCCAGGAUUAUGGUCUGGAAGUGAGAGUGGUCAAGCCAAAUUCUGGGCGAAAGUUUGAUAAAAUUCCAUUACCUCGCAAAAAAGAACGCUACGUUGGACGUGUAGGUGUCGGAAAGGAUAAUUUUAAAAAAGCAGAAGCUGAUGUAAGCAAUAUCAUCAAUUUGCCAGCAAACAAGCCGAAACAGGACGCGAUUAUUGUAGAGGAGUUUAUCGACAAUGUAAUAGAUUGUAAUACUGUAACUCCGCCUCAAUCUCCACCUGUCAUUAAUUUGAUCUCACCCGAGAAAACAGGAAAAACAGACGUUGUCUCGGGCCAGUUACCGAGUAAAAAACAAUUGUUGACUUCGCGUGAAAUGGACAAAAUUAUCAACAACCAUAUGCUAACCGAUGAAUCGAUCGAAACUGCGCAGCGUUUGCUUCAAAAACAGUUUCCCGAAAUUGGUGGACUUCAGGACACAGUGGUUGGACCUACUGGCGAAUUUAAAUCAGUGAAGCCUGACCAAAGAUUUAUCCAAAUUUUGCAUACUGGUCAGCUUCACUGGAUUUGUACUACUAACAUGGACAAGCAGAAAUCAAACAACGAAAAUGUCCUGUUAUACGACAGUUUAAAUAAUGGCACAGUGAAUAACCAUUCUUUGAAACAAAUUACUGACUUCUGUUUCCACCACGAUUCUCAGCUGUAUGUUAACAUCCUUCCAAUGCAACAGCAACGGAAUGGUGUUGACUGCGGCUUAUUUGCCAUCGCUUGUGCAACCUCGCUGGCAUUUGGAGAAAAUCCGGAAGAGGUAACAUACGACGAUGCACUCCUGAGAAAGCACUUUUUGGAGUGCAUUAACGUGCAAUCAAUGUCACCCUUUCCAAAAUCAUCAAAACGAAUAUUGCGUUGCAAACUUAAAUGUUUGGUUUUGGAACUUUAUUGCGUGUGUCGUGGUAUUUUUGGAAAUGAAAGGAUGGCGCAGUGUGACAAGUGCGAAAAAUGGUUUCACGAAAUGUGUGAAAACAUACCAAACAGCGUUUUUAAGAAAUCCAACCAAAAUUGGUAUUGCAAAAAGUGUAAAAGUGUUAAGUCUUUGUUGUAACUUUAUCUUAUCUCUUAAGAAAAAAAAGAAAAAAAAAAGAAAGUGUUUUAUUCCAUUCCCGCGUGGGUGUUCAAGCCGUAGGGCCAUAGUCUGUUAGAUAUUCGGAACAACUCGCGCAAACUCGUCCAAAAUAUUGUUUUUUAUGAACCUCCGACCUGGCACUUGUUAUUAGA
This is a messenger RNA of Hydractinia symbiolongicarpus, 3197 nucleotides long. RefSeq lists its product as uncharacterized. The transcript is spliced from 6 exons. Gene Ontology annotation, molecular function: zinc ion binding; DNA-binding transcription factor activity. NCBI's taxonomy places the organism in Eukaryota, Metazoa, Cnidaria, Hydrozoa, Anthoathecata, Hydractiniidae. Bases 1 to 3024 code for a protein of 1007 amino acids. The record is from RefSeq and is a predicted model, not a curated record.